This is a messenger RNA of Striga asiatica, 1062 nucleotides long. The record is from the annotation of a GenBank genome assembly. Lineage: Eukaryota; Viridiplantae; Streptophyta; Magnoliopsida; Lamiales; Orobanchaceae.
AUGGCGAUCGAGAACUCGCCUAAAUCAGCCGAGAAAAUCGCCUCGAUCGAUCAUCUCCUAUCUCGAAUCCUCUUACUCCUCCCUCUAAAAUCCCUCCUCCGUUUCAAAUCCGUCUCCAAACCCUGGCUGGCCCUCAUUUCAAGCCCGGAAUUCUGCCGCCUCCGCCUUCCCUACCCCAAUCCUGCUGCCGGCCUUCUUUUGCAGCCCGCCAGCGACCACCACCCGGUCGAUUACUCCUGCAAUGGCCUGCUCUUGCUCCGGUCCAAACACGGGCACCACAUCUACAAUCCAACGACCAAUUCCUGCUCCGAUAUUCUCGAACUGGGCGAAAAGUUGGGUGAAAUACGUGAGAUGAGCUUGGCUUUUGAUCCGCCCGAGUCUCGUUACAGCGUUAUUUGCGUCCGGUCGCUUGGGACAGAUUAUUCGCGGUUUGUAAUCGGAAUUUAUUCUUCUGGGACCCGUUCAUGGCGGCCGUGGGGCGAUCCUUUCCCUGCCGACGUCGAUUUCAGAAAGGGGGUCUACUGGAAAGGCGCGGUUCAUUGGGUGAGUGUAACGGGAGGUAAUUCCCUGUGUUUCAAGGUUGCAGAUCAGGUGCUCGAUAAAAUGCCUGUUUUGCCUCAUCGGUAUAUACCGAUUGCUCGAGCUUUUUCGAGCGAUUAUUUAUUGAUUCAGUCUUGUGGGAGCUUGCAUUUUGUUGAGUACGUAAGAGCAGUCAUUCGAUUUGAAGUGUACGAGAUGAGGAGCGAUUAUUCGGAGUGGUUUGUUAAGUACCGAGUGAACCUCUCGCCGGUGGUUCCCCGCAAUCGGGAGAUGGAUUUUGGUUAUGUUAAUCCGCUGGGAUGGUUUAACUGGAAUUUCUCUGUCUUGAGCAUUGUACGUGGGGAACGUGAGGAGGACUCCUUCUUGGUUUUGCAGACCCCGUCAAAAAUCAUUAGGUACAAUCUCGUUUGCCAGACUUUUGAAAAUUUGUAUGAGUUUGAAGAGGGUGUUGUUGUCGAGGGCUCUUUGAGAUAUUCUUGUGUUGGUGGAUUCGAGUACAUUGAGUCUUUAUGUUGUGUGUAG